Molecule: messenger RNA, 1485 nt
Organism: Odocoileus virginianus texanus
Lineage: Eukaryota; Metazoa; Chordata; Mammalia; Artiodactyla; Cervidae
Source: RefSeq, a predicted model, not a curated record
CCGGAGAACCGGCGCUCUCCGCCUUGUCUCCACUUACUGCUGUUUAUCCAGCAGAUCAUUCUAAACAAUUGUCUUUAAAAAGCACUUGGCUCCGCGCGUCUUCUUUGCGUUCUCUGAGUUGGGAGCUCGCGGUGGGCACGGGGAGGGAGAAGAAACGCCUGCUCUGGUCGAAAACACCGAGAGACCGGAACGUCUCUUUCAACAGCGGGAAGAAAGGCCGCCGCAGGGUCUACACACACCUACAGUUGUCUGCCGCCUUUUGUGCAAAUUCCUAACCGUGCCUGAGGUCCACGCGAGCGGGCAGGCAUGGGGUGUUUGGGCAACAGCAAGACGUCAGAAGACCAGGGCGUCGAUGAAAAGGAGCGGCGCGAGGCCAACAAAAAGAUCGAGAAGCAGUUGCAAAAGGAGCGGCUGGCUUACAAAGCGACUCACCGCCUGCUGCUGCUGGGGGCUGGUGAGUCUGGGAAAAGCACUAUCGUCAAACAAAUGAGGAUCCUGCACGUCAACGGAUUUAAUCCAGAAGAGAAGAAACAGAAAAUUCUGGACAUCCGGAAAAACGUUAAGGAUGCUAUUGUGACAAUUGUGUCGGCGAUGAGCACCAUAAUUCCCCCCGUUCCACUGGCCAACCCGGAAAACCAGUUUCGAUCAGACUAUAUCAAGAGCAUUGCCCCCAUCACUGACUUUGAAUAUUCCCAGGAAUUCUUCGAUCAUGUGAAGAAGCUCUGGGAUGAUGAAGGCGUGAAGGCCUGCUUCGAACGGUCCAACGAGUACCAGCUCAUCGACUGCGCCCAAUACUUCCUGGAGAGAAUCGACAGUGUCAGCCUGGUGGACUACACACCCACAGACCAGGACCUCCUCAGGUGCAGAGUUCUGACCUCAGGGAUUUUUGAGACCAGAUUCCAAGUGGACAAAGUCAACUUCCACAUGUUUGAUGUCGGAGGCCAGAGGGAUGAGAGAAGAAAAUGGAUCCAAUGCUUCAAUGACGUCACUGCUAUCAUCUAUGUGGCCGCUUGCAGCAGCUACAACAUGGUUAUCCGGGAAGACAACAACACCAACCGCCUGCGGGAGUCACUGGACCUUUUCGAGAGCAUCUGGAACAACAGGUGGUUGCGCACCAUUUCCAUCAUCUUGUUCCUGAACAAACAGGAUAUGCUGGCAGAAAAAGUGCUGGCAGGAAAAUCAAAAAUUGAAGACUAUUUCCCAGAGUACGCAAAUUAUACUGUUCCUGAAGACGCGACGCCGGAUGCGGGAGAAGACCCCAAAGUCACCAGAGCAAAGUUCUUCAUCCGGGACCUGUUUCUGGUCACACGGCUUGUCAGCAGCAGCGGUCAGGGUGCAGGCCCCAAGGCGGCCCUGAGACAGCCACCCAUCCGUGUGUUGCCUUUUCCCAAAGGGACGGAGUCGGGGGAUUGGGGGUCCUGCCAGGCACGACUCAAGAAGGAGUCCUGUUCAUCCGCCCUGGGGCUGUCUGCGGGGCUCUCCUGA